Messenger RNA from Acanthopagrus latus (yellowfin seabream), 1496 nucleotides. It is a transcript of the gene hmg20a, whose product is annotated as high mobility group 20A. Gene Ontology annotation, biological process: regulation of gene expression. Bases 155 to 1030 code for a protein of 291 amino acids. The record is from RefSeq and is a predicted model, not a curated record. The transcript is spliced from 9 exons. Gene Ontology annotation, cellular component: nucleus. NCBI's taxonomy places the organism in Eukaryota, Metazoa, Chordata, Actinopteri, Spariformes, Sparidae.
AUCAGAUAAUUGUUUCGUUACAUGUUUGUCUAUCUGGUACGAUUCUAUGUUGGGGCUGCUGUAUUGUUUUGAUUGGGAAAAUCAUUAACACCGGUAGCUACAAUUACAGCUACGGAUUCUGUUAUCUAAGGUCUCCCCCGUAGUCAUAGACGGCAUGGAUGAGCAGACUGGUUCUCCAGGAGCCAACACCGAAAACAACGGCCAGAGAAAUGGAGAGGAGAAGCCCCGGCGUGGCAGCUGGACCAAGGGGAGGAAGAGGAAGAAGCCAAUGAAGGACAGCAAUGCACCAAAGGCCCCUCUCACAGGCUACGUUCGCUUUAUGAAUGACAGACGGGAGCAGCUACGAGCAGAACGUCCAGACGUGCCCUUUCCAGAGAUUACGAGGAUGCUGGGCAACGAGUGGAGCAAGCUGCCCCCCGAGGAGAAGCAGCGAUACUUGGAUGAGGCGGAGCGCGAUAAGGAGCGUUACAUGCGGGAGCUGGAGAAGUACCAGAAGACUGAGGCCUACAAACAUUUCACUAGGAAGGUUCAGGAGAAGCAGAAGGGCAAGCGACACAGGGGAGAUGGUGGGCAUCAGGUAGCCAAUGAGGCUCUUCACGAGAAGGAUGCAGAAGGGAAGGACAGAACUGUGUUCGACAUACCAAUCUUCACAGAGGAGUUUCUCAACCACAGCAAAGCACGUGAAGCUGAGAUGCGGCAGCUGCGUAAGACCAACAUGGAGUAUGAGGAGCGUAACGCAGCACUGCAGAAACAUGUGGAGAGCAUGCGCGGGGCAGUUGAGAGGCUGGAAGGCGAUGUGAUGCAAGAAAGGGGACGCAACGGUCUCCUCCACCAACACUUGGAGACCCUGCGCCAGGCUCUCACCUCCAGCUUCUCCUCCGUACCUCUACCAGCCAGUGGAGAGACACCCACUCUUGACACCAUUGACUCCUACAUGAAGAAGCUCCACAGCAUCAUUGUCAGUAACCCCCAAGAACAUGAGAAUCUCAUUAACACUGUGAGAGACGUUGUCAACCGUUUGGACAGAUAAUUGGACCAAGUCCAGCUGAUUUGAUGGAUUGAGAUUCACCCUGACAUUCAGUAGACGCUGCUCCCUGCCAGUGAAUCUUCCUGUCGAUCUGUCAUCCCAAUUGGUUUUAAAACAUCAUUUAUUACUCCACUAAGGUGACAUAGGUGAAGGUGAUGUAGUGUCUCAUAUUUAUUUAUUAUUUUUUACAUAUUUUUAAAACUUUGUUCACACUUUAAUAUAGCUGUAGUUUGUUUUAUAAAAUACUCAGAUGAAAGAGUUUUCUGUAACUCACUGAUCCUGUUCUGUCCUCAAACUUCAACAAACAUCUAAAGCAUUAUCAACCAUGCUCUGAUCAAAGAGAAAUGUGUCAGUGGGUUUGUACUUAACCAUAUUUGACAGAUGUUGUGGAGUGGAAAAUGUGCCAUUUAUUUUUUUCCCUGUGUGAAAAAGUGUCUGUGUUUUCAAUAAACGUAUUUACAUCACGUGA